Molecule: messenger RNA, 1663 nt
Organism: Durusdinium trenchii
Lineage: Eukaryota; Dinophyceae; Suessiales; Symbiodiniaceae
Source: the annotation of a GenBank genome assembly
GCUGACACAGCCUGGCAUCCCGACUUCUAGGGUUAACCAUGGCAAUGGCAGUGCCGACGUCGCUUGUUACGCCCGCUUUCCAAGAGCCUGGUCUACCACUUUCAAGGCGGGUGCCCCACAGGCCCAGAGCACGGAGCUCUCCGAGCUCCCCAAAGGUCCCUCGUGUGGCUGUCAUAGGCUGUUUUGCUUCCCUUUGGAGGCACCUUCAGAGAUGGCGCCGAGAACAAGCACGACGUGAUGUCACGCGGAAGCUCUUCGGCUUCAACGAUGAGAUGUUCGACUGUGAGAGGCGCCAAACUCUGGCAAAAGACUUCGGCGUGGGCAAAGUCCAAUUGGACAUCACCCACUGGCUGGAAGAGGCGCAACUUGAUGAGAACCUAGCAAAGGAUGUCAUGGAGAAGUUUGGUAGCGUACCACAGCAGGCAGAUGAAGUUGUCGCAGAUGUGGUGCAGCGCAUUCAAAGCGGCGCUCAAAAAUGUGUCGCACCAUCUUCCAUUGUGCAUCCCUUCGGGUCGACAGUGAACGGAUUUGGUGAGGAAUCUUCUGACCUUGAUGUGCUUGUGGCCAUCAAAGAAGAGGAGCUGUCUUACUACAUGAGCUAUGCCAGUUGGGCGCAAAAACAUCAGAGGCUGAGCGAGUUCCUUCUGCCGGACAGCCCCACCGAGCCCUUGUUACCGACCAGGAUCACGUCAAAGAUGGCAAUGUCCCACGCUGUUCAACAGCUUGCUGACUUCUUGCCGGAGCUUGGCUUUAAGGUGUUGAAUCUGUUACCACAAGCCAGAAAGCCUUUGGUGACAGUUGAAGACAUGCAAGGUCCUUUGAAGGAGAUCGAUGUGUCAAUCAAUAAUAGUUUGCCGCUCUACAACUCUCAGCUCUUGAAAGCUUAUUCAGAGCUUGAUGAGCGUGUGCGGCCUUUGGUGCUUUUGGUGAAGGUUUGGGCAAAAGGAAAGCGCGUAUGUGGUGCUGGAGAAGGAAACUUGUCCUCGUACUCUUGGACCAUUAUGGUCAUUUAUUUCAUGCAGCUGGUGGGAAUACUACCAUCUCUUCAGCUUUUGCAGGAAGGAAGUAGGAUCCUGUCCCACUCCGACUAUUGGGGGCAUCCCAGAAAGUUUGAGACUGCUUUCCUGACAGCCAAGGAAUACAAGCAAGCCGUGGCCGAUCAGAAGAUCCCUCCCUGCCAAGCGGAGGCCGAUCUUACUGUGGCGCAGCUACUCUACGGCUUCGUGCGUUUCUUCGCACUGGAGUACCAGUGGGGCAACGAGACGGUGUCCAUGCGAAGUCCAGAGCGACGGGAACCCAAUGAGUGGAUGCGCUUUUUCGGGACGGUGCAUCCAGAAGCGAUGAUUCACAUAGAGGACCCUAUCGAGUUUCGGGAUCUCAACAUCGUCUUGCGGAGAGAGCGUCUUGCUCAACUCAAGGAGGAAUUCAAUCAUGCGCUGCAGAUGCUCGAAGAUGGAUGCAGCCUUGAAGAGUUUCUGACACGAGACCCUCGGCCUGACGUGAUCUUGAUCCCGCUGCGAACAAAACGCCGCAUCAAUAGGAGGCGGCAAAGGUCAGUAGAAAUUCCACGGCUACCUGAGCUGAAGUGAGCAUUCGCCACAAGAAAAAGUUGACAUUUUCGGAGUAGGAAUUUACACGCACAUCAUCAAGACUGCUCACGCAA